This is a messenger RNA of Linderina pennispora, 1240 nucleotides long. RefSeq lists its product as uncharacterized. The transcript is spliced from 4 exons. The coding region runs from base 1 to 1059 and encodes 352 amino acids. NCBI's taxonomy places the organism in Eukaryota, Fungi, Kickxellomycota, Kickxellomycetes, Kickxellales, Kickxellaceae. The record is from RefSeq and is a predicted model, not a curated record.
AUGAACUUGCACAGUUUGCAUCUGAGCAGCUUGGCUGGAGAUGCCAUUUUAAAGCGCACCGUUGUGCUAGUGCUUAAGGAAUUACUACACGAAGUGUUGGAUAUGGCCGAAUGGCAAAAGGCAGUACAGUUGGCGACUAUGUCGGACGUGGCAUCACUAUUGCCCAGUACUUUGGGUUCAACAAGGAAAACUGGCGCUCAGUUUCAAUACUGCGGUUCGUUAGGGGAUUAUAUUGACGAUACAGAGCUGACAGGCGAUGCUGCUGGUGUUCUGGCUGCACUUUUUAACGACGACAUGCCAGGAAUAGCUGAGAUCCGCUAUCCGUCGACAUACGGAUCGGAUGCAAUUAUAUUGGAUCCUUUGUUUGAUAGGGUUGCUACACAUCUCCUGCCUAAGCUCCAAUUCCUACGGAUCGAGGAGCCGUUCCCUGAAAAGCCUGGCAGCGCCUUUUCUGAGAGUCUAACCAAACUUUGGUGCAAUGAUUGGGCUGUCCAGAGUUCGUCUGAAGCUAUCUCGCUUCCUAACCUCAGCAAGCUCUCGAUUUAUCACGACAUUGGCGGAGAACCUCCGUGUUCACUCUAUACUGACAGUCUUCAAGUGCUAUUCCCGAGGCUCCAGUCGCUGCAAACGCUAGGUGCCACGAAUAUAUAUUCUGACUUUUUAACCUCACGCACUCUCGCCUACCCCUUGGCGGAUGUCAACCUCAGUGAGAAUCCUAAACAUAUCGACAGCAUCGAUAUCUCCUUGCUACUCACUCCGAGAACAGUUGCGCCUGGGCUCAGCAACUAUCCCGGCAGGGCCGAGCGCAAGGUGGACAAGCUCCUUUCCAAAGCACUGGCAUCCCAAGCCCAAGCAGUUGAGGCAAAAUUCAAGCUCUUCGAAUAUCGCUUUCCUGUCUUGAAUGGCAUUGGGUGGACAUGUCUGAGGCAAUCCAGCAUCGACAUGCUGAGAAUCCGUGUUGGUAUUGCUGUAUCGUUCAUACCGGCAUUGCCCAGACUCUGGUUCUUGGGUGUCAGGCAGAGCAAAGCCGACCCAGCUGAUAGAGACGAAAGAUACUGACAUGGUGGGGCUGAUGGCAAUGGUUUGCUUGUAUAUUCUCUGCUUGCCCUCGCACAAAAAGGUCUGGUUCCUAAACAUGCAGUUGCUGCGGUGGAGAAGUGGAGCGCUACUCUAGGUAGAACAAUUUCUGUAAAGCACUUUGUUCUCCUUUGAACAUUUAGCAAUAAAUGCCUUGUUUCCC